AUGUCCAUCUGUAUGUAAGCUAUGCAGUACUGGUGGUGUGCUUGGUGUGAUAACGGAAGAGAAAGCCACCAUCCCGAGGUAGUUUAGCUGCUUGCGAGGAUGUUACAAGCAUUUGUACCUAGCUGGUUUGGAGGAAGAUCUGAAUGGAUAUUAUAGACAACUGAUCGAGAAAGGUGCCUCGAAAUGGCUGGAAGAAAACAUAUAUUUAAUUUUUAAUCUAAUACGCACGUCUACCAUUUGACGAUGGAUUACCUAUUCCUUACCGCGACGGUAGUUUUUACGGUGUACCAAAGAGUAGCAGGAAGCAAUUCGAAUUGUGGUACAAUAAGAAUAGGCCUUCUACCAACUCUCGGGAAUGACAACGUAUAUGACUCUGACCAACUAGUAGGGACGAAAUAUGACUAUUACAACACCAGUUUAACAAUGCAAGGAAAUUGUUAUCAUUUCCCAGUUGUCAAGAUCUCACUUCCAGCAGCUUUAUCACGUCUGAAGAAAAUAUCAGAUGAUAAAGUUCUCAAUCAACUCGGCCAAGUCCACGUCAUCAUUGGGGAGUAUCGCGCAUGCAUCGAAUUCUGGGCAAGAGAUCACGACGUGCCGUUCAUUCUCACCACUCCUGUGACCGUUAGCCUGGAGCGCCGCCUGAAGCGGGUCAGAGAAGGCAGACGAGUUGUCUUCUCCGCGUGGCCAUCAAUGGACGACUUCUACGCGCUGUCCACGAAGGUCUUGAACGAAAGUCGCCUGGCGAGAGGUAAACGGGCCAACAGUAUGGGGAAUAUGUUGAUCUUUCGACAAGGCCGUGAUGUGGAGUCUCUUUCUGUGGCGCAGUCACUGAACAAAGCCUUGAUUGAAGCCAGCGCGGGUACAUCAUAUGCAGUGCUCUCCUUCGACAACCAUGCGAACUCCGCAGAUAUGGUGAGCCGCAGAAUUAUUGAGGAAAAACCUUCAAUGGUUGUCUACAUUGUCAGGAAACCAUCAGACCUUACUGCACUAGAGAAGAUUUACAAAGACUUGGAACGGACCCGCGAUCCAGUGAUAGCAAGCAUCGAAUGGUUCUUCUGGGACAUGAAUGCUCAGUUUACCGGUGCCUUCAACCGAUUGCAGACGCCAAUGGGCUAUGACAUGGCCAACUAUUUUAACCUCAGGACUAUAGGUCUUCGUACAUUCGUCAGUCCCUUCGAAUUGCCCUGUCACAACCUGACUGAGGACAUCACCCGGCUGAUCGGGGAGUACGACGCGGCCGCCCUGGUGAGAUACAAUGCAGUGGUCUUGGUGCCUGCAAAGGACUUCUUCAGCUCGGAACUUCUGAUGAAGAUGCGUGAGAGGAAUAUCAAGCUAGCUGGGCAAAGCCAAGAGAUGCCCCCGACCCAGAUUAACAGCGGCUGGUCCUUCCUGGAUGGCUUCAGAGUCAGCAUUGGUAUCGACGUGGGCUCCCUGGUCCCAAAGAUCAUCCGGAACUUAGAUGAGCCAGAAAAUCACCUACACAGUACCGCGCGUACAGAAGGGAGGUGUUUUCCAGAUAGGGAAUACUACUACAUUGAAGUUUUUGACAUGGCAGCCAAUGAAUCGAUCCAGAUAUCCGAGUCGUCAGACAUUCCGAACGAUCCGACCCAUGUACAUGACUUCUACACACGGCCCGCGCAGUCUGGCGAACAGACCAGCAAUGAUAAAGUGGCAGUAGUUCUGGAGAGGCCAUUUGCUUUCAAACGUGAGGUGACCACGGGCACCAAUGAUGACUUCCGAGGAAUAGUGAUCGAUAUCGUAAGGGAGGUGUACUAUCGACUCGGUCAGAAGGAUAAAACAGGUGGCAAGAAGUACGAGUAUACUUUUGUCACGGUGCCGGAUAACGGCUACGGGAAAUAUGACCGGCGGACAAGGACGUGGAAUGGAGCUAUGGGCUCACUGCAGGCAAAUAAUGCCUCAUUUGCAGUGGGAAUGAUAUCCAAGACCAAGAUCCGCAAACGGGACUUUGACUUUUCUCCAGCCUUUGAGUACGUCGGGGUGACGUAUGUGCGACAGAAAUCACAGAUUUCUGUCACAAUCUUCGGCUUCAUGCAGCCCUUCGACACAUCCAUCUGGUGGGGGAUUCUAGGCGUCUUCAUCAUAUCUGGAUUAUUCAUCCGGGCAUUAGACUACUGGAAUCCAUUUUGGAACAAAGUCCCGCACGAUCACAGAUUCACCAUCAAGGAGAGUCUAUGGUACUCGUUUGGGACUGUCGUGCAGGCUGGCGGUAACUUCGCCCCAAAGACGGCGCCAUUGAAAGUGUUCUCUGUCUUUUAUUGGCUUUUUGCCUGGGUGCUCACUGCCUGCUACACCGGUAACUUGGCCAGUUACCUCACGGAGAAGUACGAUAUCGCACCUAACAAGGCCCUGGGCGAAUUGGUUUCCGAGUCAAACCUUCAAUGGGGAACUUUGAAAUCGUCCUAUAUGGACACUUACGUCAAAUCCAUCAACGAUGAUAACUUCAUUAAGCUUUCUAAGAAGAUGACUUAUGUGGAUAAUUACAAGGACGGGGUUGAUAAGGUAGUCCAGGAUGGGAAUUUUGCAUUUAUUGGGACAAAUCUACUUUUGCAUUACUAUGCAGCCAAUGAUCCCAUGUGUGAAGUUGGCCUGUAUCCGAAUUUCCAAUCAUUCACGGAACUCGCCUUUCCGAUGAGGCGAGACUGGGUUUUGAAACGAGAGUUCAAUGACGUCAUGGUUCACAUGCGGUCGGACGGGACACUGAAAGAUAUUUUGCAGAAAUACCUUCAUUACUCUAUAAAAUGUGAAAAGGAAGAAGAGGACCUCCACAUCCAACUCGACUGGACCAACCUAUCUGGCCUGUACAUGAUGCUGGCCGGAUUCAUCGGAUUAUCAUUUGUGGCUUUGUUUUUCAAACUGGUCUAUUUAAAGUGUUGUCAACGAAGUGAGGGAAUCAGAAAAAAUGUCACGGGAGCUUCUGAAACCGAAAAUUCGCGGCCGAUGAUAACGUCAUUUUAUGCUGAUGAAACACCAAUUUGACCUGCGUAGGAUUCAGUUCAACUCGCUAUGCCGUUCAACGGGAGCGUCCAUCUUUAUUGCAACACGCGUUACAAAACCUUAUUUGCAUCCAACUGUUAGAGGUCGCAUGUACCGCGUCAAUCUAGAUGGUCGACAAUUUGGACGGAAUUUCUCCAAAAUGGAUCGUGCCCAUACGGAUGUUGUAAUUUGUCACUAGUAUGAUACCGUUUGGUUUAUCUCCAAGUUAGACCAAAAUUCAUUUAAUAAAAGUUAGCUCCACAUAUCAGCUGUUCUGUUGUAUUAGUUUAGUUAUGAUGUUCUAUAUAUUGUAAAGCAGUUUGACUAUGUGUUAUUUAUUAGAAAGAAGUAGUAAGUGUUUGGGUGAUAUGCAUAAAACUAGUAAAUCAUUUUUACUCGAAA
Lineus longissimus is the source of this 3396-nucleotide messenger RNA. Its product is annotated as glutamate receptor 2-like. Gene Ontology annotation, molecular function: glutamate receptor activity; transmitter-gated monoatomic ion channel activity involved in regulation of postsynaptic membrane potential. The coding region runs from base 244 to 2997 and encodes 917 amino acids. Gene Ontology annotation, cellular component: postsynaptic density membrane; plasma membrane. The record is from RefSeq and is a predicted model, not a curated record. NCBI's taxonomy places the organism in Eukaryota, Metazoa, Nemertea, Pilidiophora, Heteronemertea, Lineidae. Gene Ontology annotation, biological process: modulation of chemical synaptic transmission; synaptic transmission, glutamatergic. The transcript is spliced from 15 exons.